AUGGAUGGUGUGUGUGUGCGGCUGGUGUGUGUGUGUGUGCUGAGUGUGUGUGUCGGCGCUGACAGAAAUGACCACGCCCACCCGAACCAACAUCACCAUCAGCCGGUUUCCGAUGGUAACGCAGCCUCAGUUCUGUGUGCGAUCGACCGGCCUCUCUGUCAGGAUGAGAACUCGCGGCUGAGUUUCGAGGCGAUCUGCAGCAUCCACAAACUGAUGGACGACGACGCGGACGGCUCGGUGGACGCGGCCGAGACGGACGAGUUCCUCAGGGAGGAUCUGAUGUACGGCGACCCCAGAGCCAAGCAGAGCAGCUUCCACCGGGCCGACCAGCACAUCAGCCUGGAGGACAUGUGGGGCGCCUGGAAGAGAUCUGAAGUGUAUGCCUGGACUCUGCAGCAGGUGGAGGAUUGGCUGUGCUCCGUGGAUCUCCAUCAGUACUCCCAGAGCUUCAGGAAACACCAGCUGGAUGGAAAGGCUCUACCCAGGCUGGCGGUGAAGAACACGACGCUGACGCAAUCACUGCUGAAGAUCUCAGACAGAAGUCACGCUCAGAAACUGCAGCUCAAAGCACUCGACAUCGUGCUGUUUGGAGCGCCGCCAGCCCGACACAGCUGGUGGAAGGAUGUGGUUCUAGCCGUGUCGGUCCUGAUGGCGCUGGGCGGCUGCUGGUUCGCCUACGUCCAGACCAGGAAGUCCCGGGACGACCUGGCGAGGCUGGGGAAGGACCUGGAGGGUCUGCAGAGGGCUGAGCAGAGUCUGCUGGACCUGCAAGAGAAGCUGCAGAGGGCCCAGGAGGAGCAGCUCAGCGUUCAGGUGGAGAAGGUGAAGGUGGAGGAGAAGCUGCGGAGCGAGAUUGACUCGGCCAAACAGGAAGCUCAGCGGCUCCAAGAGCUGCGAGAGGGAACGGAGAACAAGAGGAGCCGGCAGAAAUACGCCGAGGAGGAGCUGGAACAGGUGCGUAUGGCGCUGAAGAAGGCGGAGAGGGAGCUGGAGUCGCGGGCUCACUGGGCACCGCCGGAGUCUCUGCAGAAGUGGCUGCAGCUAACGCACGAGGUGGAGGUUCAAUACUAUAACAUCAAGAAACAGAGCGCAGAGAGACAGCUGCUGCAGGCCAGAGAGGGGGCGGAGAAGAUCAAGAAGAAGCGGAGCUCUCUGUUCGGGACGUUUCACGUUGCUCACAGCUCCUCGCUGGACGACGUCGACCACAAGAUCCUCUCUGCCAAACAGGCGCUGGCUGAUGUGACAGCAGCGCUGCGGGAGAAGCUGCACCGCUGGCAGCAGAUGGAGUCCCUGACGGGCUUCUGCCUGGUCAAUAACCCGGGGAUGGGGGCGCUGGCCGCCGCCCUGAACCUGGACCCGGCCUUCCUGGGCCUCAGAGCCCAGACCCCCCAACACCUCAUACUGUCAGACGACCUAGAUGACAUGGACGAGGACAUCCUGUCCCCUGGGACACUGCAGUAUGCAGCGUGGCAGAUGGACCGGCGAGUGAGCGACCUCUGGCCCCUGAGUGGCAUCACAGACAUCCAGUCACCAUGGAAACAAUCUGCUCAGAGUCUGACGCCCCUGCGGCCGCGGACAGGAGACCCCGCUCUGACCUUCAGCUCUCACAGGGACAUCAUGAACCGCUCAGACUCUGACUCCGCCCUCCCUCUGACUCACAGCGAAUCACGCGGCGUGUACAGCUCCAAGCCCCCCCUCGGCCCGUCCAGGCCCCUCCCCCUGCAGGGUCAUGUGACUCGGGUGGGCGUGGCCUCCACAGGAUGUCUGGAGAAGAGCUGCAGCCUCGGGGAGCUGCGGGCCAGCGCCGCCGCUGUCCUCGCCUCCGCAAGCUCCACCCGCUCCCUCUGCAUCACGCCGGACACCGGGCGGGGGCCGGACACCGGGCGGGGGCCGGACGCCGGGCGGAGGCCGGACACCGCGGGCGGCCUGGCCGGAGGCUCGCCGAGCGGCGGGCGGGGGACGGGCCGCGCCGAGGAGGACGGCGGGGACGAGAGCGAGUCGUCAGGCAGCCGCAGGAGAAACGCUUUUAAUAAGAUCUUUAAGAAGAAGCAGGGACGCCAGUGAACGGCUCUGCUUCGGACUCACACCAGGGACGCAUGUUCAAUCUCUAAACGGCGUGUCGCUACGGCUUCCAGGCCCUAUUUUAACGAUCUAAGAGCACGCCGUGAAGCGCCUGGUGCAGGUGUGUUUAGGGCGUGUCCAAAUCCAC
Messenger RNA from Sander lucioperca (pikeperch), 2209 nucleotides. RefSeq names its product stromal interaction molecule 1-like. Gene Ontology annotation, biological process: store-operated calcium entry; activation of store-operated calcium channel activity; intracellular calcium ion homeostasis. Gene Ontology annotation, cellular component: endoplasmic reticulum; plasma membrane. The transcript has 13 exons. Bases 1 to 2064 code for a protein of 687 amino acids. NCBI's taxonomy places the organism in Eukaryota, Metazoa, Chordata, Actinopteri, Perciformes, Percidae. The record is from RefSeq and is a predicted model, not a curated record. Gene Ontology annotation, molecular function: protein binding; calcium channel regulator activity; calcium ion binding.